Molecule: messenger RNA, 5913 nt
Organism: Saccostrea echinata
Lineage: Eukaryota; Metazoa; Mollusca; Bivalvia; Ostreida; Ostreidae
Exons: 46
Coding region: 1-5913 (1970 amino acids)
Biological process (GO): adenylate cyclase-activating G protein-coupled receptor signaling pathway; negative regulation of angiogenesis; cell surface receptor signaling pathway
Cellular component (GO): membrane
Molecular function (GO): G protein-coupled receptor activity
Source: RefSeq, a predicted model, not a curated record
AUGGUCAACAGAAGGGUGUUCUAUGAAUUCCACAGAGAAUGCUGUUGGUUGUCUGUGUCCUCGGGAGCUAUCUAUGCCUUCAUUGUCCCUGUUAUUCUUAUAUUCUUGCUAAAUGUUUGUAUAAUUGUGUCAUUGUUACGGGUUAUGUUUUUGACAACAAAAAUGAAGAAAGCUGAGAUUAAGGAAAAGGCCAGAAAGGCCCUAAGGAGUGUAUGUACUCUUGUUCCUGUUCUCGGAAUCACGUGGAUUUUUGGAAUCUUUGCCAUUAAUGAGGAUCUUGUAGCAUUUCAGUAUAUAUUUACCAUUGCAAACUCAAUACAGAUUAGAAAAGCGUUACAGGCAAAGUAUCCAUUCUUGAAACGAAAACGAGACAAGUCAGCUUACAAAGAGAAAGAUCACAGAGUGGUAUCCUCCACAGCCUCUGAGAAUUCCACUUCAAACACACAGACAAUGGCAUUGGUUCCUGCUGGUUAUACGGAAUGUAUUGAAGGAGGUAAAAUUCUCACUCAGACAGAGACCAAAAAACACUCUCAAACUGAACAAAAAGUCAAAAUGUUUGAAUCGAAGUUCUCGUCGAGUAAUGGUUUAACUGAAAAGAGCAGACAAGAGGAAAUUAAAUGGGGCGGUGGAGCAGUUUCUAUACAAUCUCAGGCCCACUCCGAGGGAUACGAGGAAGUAAGACUUAGCAGGGAGGUUAGGGUGAGGCAGACUAAGAUGACUCAGUUGACGGUAGGAAACAGCACGCUGCAGAAUAAAAUUCAUUUUAUAAAAAAGGAUGACGGAGUUGUAAAUGCAAAAUACUAUUGUGAAAAUACCUGGAAAGCCAACCAGAAUAACGGAUUCUGUUACAAGUUCGUUCCAGAAGUUCAAAAAUGGAAGCAAGCAAGACAGAACUGUACAAAUCAGAGUGGAUUUCUGGUGUCCGUGACAGACGAAAAUGAGCAAAACUUUAUUGUGAAAGGUAAACCGUUCUCUACAUCAAGGUGUAUAGCGAUGAUCGGGGCGUCUGGAUUUAAUUGGUCAGACCAGUCCUGUGAAGACCCCAAUCCCUUUAUUUGUGAGAAGCCAGCAAAACUAAUAAAUUUUGAAGGCAAACCAAACAUCGUCCAACUGGAACCAAACAAACUCACCUUGAUCAGUUUUCCCCCAUUUUACGACCUACUACAGCCAUUCCUAUUUCCCCCUUAUGAAAAAAAUUUAACCUGUGCUUGGAAAAUUUUACCACCAAGUGGGUACAAGAUUGUCAUAGAUUUUGAUUUAUUGUGUAACGAUGAUUUGAGGGCAUUUCCAGUAGAAAGUGUCUGUGAUCCAGAAGGAGUUCCAUUAAUGGCUUCAUCUCAAAAGCAAACCCUAACAUCCCCAGACUUUCCGCUUCAGAAAGCAUCAUCGUGUGUAUGGACUAUAGUAGCCACAGCAAAGGAAUCUAAUAUAUAUGUACAGUUAAGAUACCUCAACAUCAGCAAUGGUGGAGAACUUCAAAUCUGGAACUUUGCUCGGAUGCUUUCUGUGUUUACAAGUUCAUCUGUAUUAGACGAUUCCAAGACUUUGGUGUACCCCGGAGAAAAGAUUACUGUGAAUUACACCAAUCCAGCCUCACACGCUGGACACCAUGGCUUUUCACUGGUCUAUUUUACGGAUAAAGAAAGCGUUGAGAUUUGCAGUCAAUCUUUAAUUUCAAAGGACCUGUCUGAAUAUGGAAUUAUCAACCCCGAAGAAAAAUUCUUGAUUUUUUCAGUGAAAGCCUCAAAUUAUAUUUCAUUAGAAUUGCAUAAUUUAGUUAUGAUUGAACUGCUGUCGACAUCUGGACAAGGUUUUUUCAUUACAUUUUAUUCAAAUUACUUUUCCCCUCAUUCUUGCAUAAGAAAGACAAAUGUAUCAGAACCAUGUUUGGAGAGAUACGAUGGUAUAAAUCUAAAUAGCGGAAAUUUUCAAAGUUUCUGGAUUUCUUGGUUUGAUGCACUUAAGGUGGGACGCGGAAGAAUACAAGGAGAAGACGUCAUAAUGGAUUAUCGAAUGUACAAUCCUAUGAUUGUUAAUUUCUCAUCGAUUCAAACUGAUAUUGACAGAAGUUGGAAAUUUUUUGGCUAUAAUUCAAGGACUGAUUUCGUGGAGAUAUGCCUCACUCCAAGGAAUUCCUUCGAGGCUUUUCAUGGACUGUGGGAUCACAAUUUACCCGUUCGAGGGUACAACUACUUAACAUUCUCUGUCAAGAUCUGUGAACGUGCGAUUAUUUGGUUCAAAACAACGGAUGGGGCAUUUAUGCAGAUUGGGAUAGACAACCCUAUAACAGAGGGAAUUUUAUAUAUCUCCUGCAUCAGGUUUGACAUGAAUUUAGGUAACAUCUCCGACUGUAUUUCUGAUGUAUAUAACGGCAAACUUUUAAAUUGUACCGAAUUCAGUGAAUUUUGGAUUUCCUGGGGAAGAAAUACAAGCCUGCAAAUAGGACAGGGUAAAAUCGUUGGAAAUAAUACCAUCAUCAGCGAUUUCACUAAUUUAACUCCGGUUGAAAAUUCGUUCCUGAUUGGAAUUGAUUUCCGUUUUGGAAUCCCUACCUCAUCUUUAUGGCGAUUUGAUCGACCAAAUCCAUUGCCAGAAAUCAUCAAUAUAUCCAAAAGGGAAGUGAUUCCUUCCACACAUGAAGUUGAAGGCACUGCACUUACCAUGUCAGUGGACAUUAAUGUCAUCUUUGAAUUUGAAGUGAAAUGGUUCAGAAACGGAACUUACGUCACACAGUCCUCUGGUAGAUACUUGAUCCGCCAAUCGUUUAUAAAUGUGAUGAAGUGCUCACUUACAAUCUUAGAGUUAAAUCUUCAAGAUGAAGCCAGCUGGACCGUCAGAGUCUCAAACAAUAAUUCGGAAGCUACCACCAACUUUGAUAUAAAGGUGAAGCCAGGAAUUCACCUAGAGAUUUUACCGCACUACCGAGUAGCAAUUCAAACAGGAAGUUCUCUAGAUCUUACUUGUAAUAUAACAAAUCUGGAAGCUUUUGAGGGGUUUCCAAUAAACGUUUCUCUGUUGAAGUGGUACAAAGACGGCAUUAGACUAAGAGAAGGAAACUCUCUGAUUACUGUCAUGACACAUCGUUCCUCUAGAAUACUUCAGAUCCAUUCGGUUCAGAAAAGUGACCAAGGCACCUAUACCUGUAACCAUGACAGAUAUCGGGUUUCCGGAGUGAUGAAUGUAAUGGUGGACGUUUAUAACCAGGGGCAAACUGUUUGUACUUCCUCAAAGGAUAUCUACGGAAUUCUAUGGCCAACAUCAUUUCCUGGAACGUUGAUACAUUCCGAGUGCCAAGAUGGUCAACAAGGAAAUGCUAGUAGAUAUUGUGAUUAUAAUGGCACUUGGAAGAAAACAAGUGUAUUGAACUGUGUGGAUGUAGGACUUUUCAAUGCCUUCAAAGAGCUUCAGAUCCUUGAAAACGAAGGAAUUGUUGAUAAAAAGUAUAUUGAAGAAAUAUUUGAAAGUUCCUUAGGCACAACAGAAAAUUUAACUGCUUCUAAGACUGGUAUCUCUUCAGGAAAUCUACUGGUCUCUAUAAAUAUCCUUAAUACCGUUCUCAAUAUAGCGUCAGGAAGCAACGCUUCUUUACCAGAGAAAGUUGUGUAUAACAUUCUGGACAAUAUUGCAGUGACGAACAAUAAGGAAUCAUGGAAGCUUGUUGAAGAAGAGACACAGCGUGGACCAAUUUCGGUUUUAGAAACAAUGGAUCGGAUGAAUUUACUACUUUUAAAUGAGUCAAAAUCUGUGGAAUUCAGAGGAGAAAACAUCAUUGUCAAUAUCAACAAUGUUACAUUGAAGGAAUCAGGACUAAGAUUUUUGGAAAAUGGUUCAUUUUUCGUUCUUCCAAAACAAGGACAUUUUCAAGGCACCGAUUAUGCUGCUGUUCUAUACAAGACGAUGUCUCAAUUUUUACCAUCUAGAACCAGCGCCUUUGGCCCAGAAAAUGAUCUGGUUAUCAACUCGGUGAUUUUGGCAUUAACGCUGGAGAAGCCCUUCUUUCCUUUUUCACCUCCUCUAACGCUGACGUUUGAACACAAGAAAGAAAGAUUAAGAGAAGCAAAAUGUGUUUUCUGGGAUUACACCUUAUUUAACAAUGCCGGAGGAUGGUCAACAGAAGGAUGUUCUAUGAAUUCCACAGAGAAUGGUGUGACGGUCUGUCUGUGUAACCACACUACAAACUUUGCUGUUCUAAUGAGACCUUAUACACCGGAAAAAGAAGACUCUGCCCUGGUGGUUAUAUCCAUUGUCGGUUGUGUUAUGUCUAUGCUGUUUGGUCUACUUACUGUAGCUGUCUUCAUUAUUAGUUGGAAACACAUCAAAAGUGAAAAGAAUGUGUUGAUAGUCUGUCUGUGUUUAUCUCUCUUCCUUGCAUACCUCAUACUACUGGUUGGAGUUGAUAAAGCACAAGAUAAGGCUACAUGUGUUGCAGUUACCUUUUUCCUUCACCUUUUCCUUCUGCUUACCUUCUUUUUGAUGUUAGGAGUAGGAUUAUACUUCUUUAUGAACGUCACUGUGUUAUUUUAUGCCAUGGCCAUCACCAACAGAUUUAACUCACGAUCGAGGCUUAAAUUGGUUCUUGGGACAACUACUUGUAUUCCUUUGGUUAUCGUACUUACUACUCUGGGAAGCUGUUGGGAGACACAGUACCACGCCGAGAAAUUCUGCUGGUUGUCAGUGUCCUCGGGAGCUAUCUAUGCCUUCAUUGUUCCUGUUAUUCUUAUAUUCCUGCUUAACGUUUGUAUAAUUGGCUCAUUGCUUCGAGUGAUGUUUCUGACGACUAAAAUGAGGAAAGCUGAAUUUAAAGAAAAAGUCAGAAAUGCCUUAAAGAGCGUAUGUACUCUUGUUCCUGUUCUCGGAAUCACGUGGAUUUUCGGAAUUUUUGCCAUUAAUGAAGAUGUUGUAGUGUUUCAGUAUAUAUUUACUAUUGCAAACUCAAUACAGGGAUUGUUGAUAUUCGUCACGCAAGUCUUGCUGAAUAAAAAGAUAAGGGAUGCGUUACAAGAAAAAUACCCAUUUUUAAAGAGAGAAAGAGACAAAUCCACUGACAAGGAGAAAGAUCAAAGAAUAGUAUCAACAACAGGGUCAGAAAAUACUAUCUCAAACACGCAGAGAACAGGGCUUAUUAAUUCUAGUUAUGUGGAUUUUAAGGACCCCGAGGAGGAGUUGGGGAGUAAUGUACAGCUCCAUACAGAACAGACUGGAUCAUGGACAGCUAUUCGACAUACAGAUGCGGAAACUCACCUCCAAGAAGCUUCAUUGGAAACACAAACGGAGCCCGGAAAAAUGUGGGGAAAUAACACAUAUCUUAAAGCAGAUGAGAAAACACAAAUGACAGUUAAUGGAAGUGGGGUUAUCGACAAUCAACUUUACUCGACCUCAGUGGAAUCACAAGUCCUCAACGAACUGACAGAAAAUGAAAUACAACUUCAAACAGGAACAGAGAAUUUAAACCUGAGGACGAUAAAUAAACAUUCAGAUGAUGAAGACCAUCUUAACAUGACCACAACGGAAACGCGAGAAAAUGAUGUACAAAUCAAUACAGAAGAUAAUUUGAGGACAGUUAAAGAAUGUACAGUUACCGAGAAUCCUUUCUUGACCUCAGUGAAAACUCAGGCUAGGGAAAAUAGGAUUCUGAGUCGGACAGACAUAACAAACCAAUCUCAACCUGAACAAAGAACUAUAAAGUUCGGAUCGACAUUCUCCUCGACAGAUAGUCUAACUAAAAGAAGUAAACAAGCGGAUAUGAAAUGGGGCGGUGGGGAAAUUAAAAGUAAAUCACAAAUCCAGCCAGGGAGACGACAGGGAUUGGAAAUUAGACUGUCCAACUCAGUAAGAGCGAGACAGAGAAAAAUGACACAGUUUUCGAUCGUAAGAAAAAGUUUUGUAACAAAAGAGAUCAUUCUAAAGAACUAA